CAUGUGACUUUGUCGUAAACAGGAAGCAGCUGAUCCUGACUUCACUGGCUGUUUCCACAAAGUAAUGUGUGUGUCUCUGUUUUCCUAAAAAACUAACCAGGGGACACAUUUUGACUGUUAAAAUACAAGAGACUCGAAAAAGGAAAGAGAGAGCGCGUCAUCUGACCUGCAGCUCACACCAACACAGUGUCUGCUGCUGCUGCUGCUGCGGCUGCUGCUGCUGUUGAGGGGGAUGUCAAGCUCAGCUAUGAAGAAAAAGGUACUACUGAUGGGAAAGAGCGGGUCUGGAAAGACCAGUAUGAGAUCAAUCAUCUUUGCCAAUUACAUAGCCAGAGACACACGUCGCCUUGGAGCUACAAUUGAUGUGGAGCACUCCCACGUGCGCUUUCUUGGCAAUCUGGUUCUAAACUUGUGGGACUGUGGAGGCCAAGACACCUUCAUGGAGAACUACUUCACCAGCCAGAGGGACAACAUUUUCAGAAAUGUCGAGGUUCUUAUUUACGUAUUUGAUGUGGAGAGCCGUGAGCUGGAGAAAGACAUGCACUACUACCAGUCAUGUCUGGAGGCCAUCCUGCAGAACUCUCCUGACGCUAAAGUCUUCUGCCUUGUGCACAAAAUGGACCUGGUCCAGGAAGACCAGAGAGAUCUGAUCUUUAAGGAGCGUGAAGAAGAUUUAAAGAGACUGUCCAGACCUUUGGCUUGCACGUGCUUCAGAACAUCAAUCUGGGAUGAAACUCUGUAUAAGGCCUGGUCCAGCAUAGUGUACCAGCUCAUCCCAAAUGUCCAGCAGCUGGAGACAAACCUGAGGAACUUUGCACAGAUAAUUGAGGCAGAUGAAGUUCUUCUGUUUGAGAGAGCCACCUUUCUGGUGAUCUCUCACUAUCAGUGCAAAGAGCAGCGUGAUGCUCACAGAUUUGAGAAGAUCAGUAACAUUAUCAAACAGUUCAAACUCAGCUGUAGCAAACUCGCAGCCUCUUUCCAAAGCAUGGAAGUGAGGAACUCCAACUUUGCCGCCUUCAUUGACGUCUUCACCUCCAACACAUAUGUCAUGGUCAUCAUGUCAGACCCAUCGAUUCCAUCUGCAGCUACGCUCAUCAACAUCCGUAAUGCGAGGAAACACUUUGAGAAGUUGGAGCGGGUGGAUGGACCCAAACACAGUUUGCACAUGAGAAUGCGCUAGUCUGCACUCUAUCCCACUGGAUACUCUCAGCCAAUCAGUCCGUAGACUGCUCCACAUGAGCAGCCUUGUACCGUUUCUCUCUGUAUCUUUACAUUCAAUCACAGUUAUGACUGGAGAAAUCAUAUUUUCUUCUGUUCUAAUUUCUACAGUAUCUUGUUGAACAGUGACGCUCUGUUGAAAUAUUUGUGUUAACUCGGCAGAUUAAAGAAAAAUUGAAUAGA
Solea senegalensis (Senegalese sole) is the source of this 1401-nucleotide messenger RNA. It is a transcript of the gene rraga, whose product is annotated as Ras-related GTP binding A. The coding region runs from base 233 to 1180 and encodes 315 amino acids. The record is from RefSeq and is a predicted model, not a curated record. Gene Ontology annotation, cellular component: nucleus; lysosome; Gtr1-Gtr2 GTPase complex. Gene Ontology annotation, biological process: cellular response to starvation; regulation of autophagy; cellular response to amino acid stimulus. Gene Ontology annotation, molecular function: GTPase activity; GTP binding. NCBI's taxonomy places the organism in Eukaryota, Metazoa, Chordata, Actinopteri, Pleuronectiformes, Soleidae. The transcript is spliced from 10 exons.